This is a messenger RNA of Bathycoccus prasinos, 210 nucleotides long. RefSeq lists its product with no specific name. The coding region runs from base 1 to 210 and encodes 69 amino acids. The transcript is spliced from 2 exons. The record is from RefSeq and is a predicted model, not a curated record. Gene Ontology annotation, biological process: transcription by RNA polymerase II; transcription by RNA polymerase I; tRNA transcription by RNA polymerase III. Gene Ontology annotation, cellular component: RNA polymerase III complex; RNA polymerase I complex; RNA polymerase II, core complex. Gene Ontology annotation, molecular function: zinc ion binding; DNA-directed RNA polymerase activity; DNA binding. NCBI's taxonomy places the organism in Eukaryota, Viridiplantae, Chlorophyta, Mamiellophyceae, Mamiellales, Bathycoccaceae.
AUGAUCAUCCCGGUGCGCUGUUUCACCUGCGGCAAGGUGAUUGGGAACAAGUGGGACACGUAUUUAGACUUAUUGCAAGCGGAUUACGCGGAGAAAGACGCGUUAGACGCGUUAGAGUUGAAGAGAUAUUGCUGCAGGAGGAUGGUCAUGUGUCACGUGGAUUUGAUCGAGAAAUUGCUGAAUUAUAACACGCUGGAGAGACAAGAGUAA